Messenger RNA from Capsella rubella, 1541 nucleotides. Its product is annotated as zinc finger protein 10. The coding region runs from base 184 to 1128 and encodes 314 amino acids. The record is from RefSeq and is a predicted model, not a curated record. The transcript has a single exon. Lineage: Eukaryota; Viridiplantae; Streptophyta; Magnoliopsida; Brassicales; Brassicaceae.
CACAAUCCCUGACCUCCAUUAUUCUCAUUACACCAUUCUUGAUCUUUUCCGUAAUCCAUCACCUAAUACUAAUCAUCUAGGGCUCCUCUCUAACCACCCCAAGAAACACAAGGAAGAUUAGUUUUUUCCCCCUUCUUUCUUCCUCUAGGGCUUGUUCGUUAACUUCUCAAUUGGCCAUCUACAAUGGAGAAACCUGGUGACUUCUGGAUCCCCAAGAAAAGCAACAAAGAAUCAUCAUCUUGGGAAGAGCUGGCUUUCGCGGAGGAUGAUGCUGCUGGAUCUUUAUGGCCGCCGAGAUCUUACACGUGUAGCUUCUGCCGGAGAGAGUUUAGAUCGGCUCAGGCCCUCGGUGGCCACAUGAACGUUCACCGAAGAGACAGAGCAAGGCUUAAGCAAGCCGAUGACGACCAAUACUUAUUCUCCAAACCUUCUUCAUCUCCGGAGUAUCCAUCUCAUAACGAUAGCGAUGAUAUUCGUGAAACAUCUUGCUAUACUUUGGUUUUUAACUCCAAACCUAACUAUUUUAAGAAGACUCAACACUCUUGUGUUAUUGAUCUUUCUUCUUCUUCUUCUUCUUCUCCUUCUUUACCAUAUUUGACUCCUUCUUCUAGGGUUUCUUCUGGUUUGCCUGAAAAACAAAAUACCUUUUCUUCUUCUCCUUCUUUCCUUGUAGAACCUUCCAACAACUCCAGUUAUAUUCCCUCUUCUUCUCCAUGGUCGUCUCCGAGUACUUUUGUGGACCAUAAACGUUGUGAUCUAUAUGCAAUUCCGGGUAUGGAAGGAGACAAGAAGAGAAAGAUCGAAAAUGAUGUGCCCAAAAUCGGGCACAAAGCAAAACUCAGCCUUGGAAACAGCUGCACUACUGAUCUCUCGGUGAGCAUGAAUUUGGUCAUCCACCAAAGUUUUCCGAUUACUGCUCACGAUAGCGAUGAAGAGCUCGAGAGGGGUGAUAUCCGUAAGAGAAGACGAAGGCAUGAGAGUCCAUCGCAGCCAUCUAUUUUCAUUUCAAGUUUAUCUUGUAAGAGUGACAUUAUUACAAGAAAAGAGGAGAUCAAACACAAGGGUGAUUGCUUUGAGGAUUUAGACCUUGAGCUUAGGCUAGGGACCGAUCCACCAAAGGGAAUUUGAUUGAUGAACCGAUGAACCUCUACCAAAAGAAAAGGUAAGGAGAAAAUAUAUAUAUAUAAAUAGAAACAUUUUAUAUGAGUGUAUGUGUAUGUGUGUUACUUGGAUUUAUCGUUCCUUGGUUUUGCGUGUUUUAAAUGUACCAGGUAUACAGAUUUUUGGUUUUACUUCUUUCUUUUUUUGGGGGAUAAAUUGUAUGAAAACUCCAUUUUUUUUAAAAACGAAAAUUCUAAAGGAAGCACUUAAGGCUUGAGAAUUAUUUUUCAUAUACACAAUUCGUACUUGAUACAUUUUCUAAGCAUUCCUAGUAUACACCCUAAUUCACUUUGUACAAUAUUAUUAUUGCAUGUUUCAAUAUGUCUUCCCGCGAAUGAAUCGUAUACAAUGCUUGCUAUAUAUUGAUUUCCCGGUUUAUA